AUGGCUACUGAGGUCAUCCAGUCCACAGAGGGCGUGAUGGAGGUCCUAUCGGAGGCCCAGUCCAGCAGUGCCAUCAGGGAGAGUUUCUCUGAGGUGAAGUCCUCAGAAAGCGUCUCCGAGCACUUCUCUGAGGUCCAAAUGACCUCGUCUUCAUCCUCCUCCUCUUCGGCGAUGUCAUCCUCCACCUCCUCGUCCUCCUCCACGGUCACCAAAGUCCGCAGAAUUUCCCAGACAUCCAAGGGCGGCGACGUGGUCCAGAGAAAGACGUCUGCCAUCGUGGAGUCCUACAGCCAGGUGCAGAAAUCCCCCAGCAUCCCUCCAGAGGAGUCCAUGCCAGACUUUGAGCUGAAGCCCCGUCCAAUCACAGCUCAGGAAGGAGACAAGAAGGUGUCUUUUAAAGGGAAGGUGACGGGGUCCCCGAAGCCCACAGUGACGUGGGCGAGAGAUAGCGGCAAGCCCCUAUCAGAGGGCACCACCACUUACUUUGACACCAUCAAUAAGCAGCAUGUUUUAAAGAUCAAACCCUUGUCUCUGGAGGAUGCUGAUGUCUACAAAUGCGUCGCUGCCAAUGAUCAUGGAGAUGCUGUGUAUGCCGUGUCCCUGGUGGUGACUGAGAGUAAGCGAGAAUCCAUGGACUUCAAGAAGAUGUUAAAGAAACGGAAUGUACAGACCCAGAGGAGAGAGGGGAGGAGGCCUCCCACUGAGGAGGAGAUGCUGAAGAUCCUGGCGGGAGCCGACAAGAAGGACUACGAGCGCAUCUGUGCCGAGCACGGCUUCACUGACUUCAGGGGCAUCCUGAAGAAGCUGAAGGAGCUGAAGAAGAGGGAGGAUGUGGAGAUGGUCAAGAUCCUGAAACCCUUGCAAGAUGUUAUAGCAAAGGCUGACUCCAAUGCCAUUUUUGAAACCAUGAUGGAACUGAAAGACCCGAACAUCAAGAUGCGCUGGUUUAAGGACGGAGAGUUGCUGCGGAUCCAGUACUCCCUGGGGAAGAACGAGGUGAAGCAGCUGGGGACCAAACACAUGCUGUGCAUCUCCAGCGUGAGCCUCAAAGACGCCGGCACCUACUCCCUGCAGGUCGGAGACAAGGCCCUCAAUGCCAAGCUCUCCGUCAUAGACGAGCCGUUGAAGUUUACGUCGGACCUGAAGCCCAUGCGCGUCACCGAGCGACAGACGGCCACGUUCGAGGUGCGCCUCUCCAAGAAGACCGACGCGCCGUUCGUGUGGAAGUGCAAGGACAAGGAGCUGAAGAGGGACGAGAAGUACGACAUGUCCGUGUCCGAGGAUGGCUUGACCUACACGCUGAGGGUCAAGGACGUCCGUCCAGGCGACACCGGAGACUACAACCUGUGCCUGGGCGACCUGACAGCCACUGCUCCCCUCUUCAUUGAAAGGAUUCCCAUCAAGUUCGCCAGCCACCUGAAGAACGUUCGCGUGAAGGAGAAAAGCAAAGCGCGCCUGGAGUGUGAGAUGAGCUCCAAGGACGUCCACGUCAAGUGGCUGAAGGACGGCCGUGACAUCAGCUGCAGCGCGCGCUACGUCUUCGUGCGCGAGGGCAAGCACGCCGAGCUGAUCGUCGAGGACUGCGACCUGGCGGACGGCGGCGAGUACAGCGUCGUGUGCACGCAGGACAACGAUGACCAGGAGUACGUCACCUCCGCCAACCUCACCGUGGACGAGAGGUUUGCCUCAGUGACGAGUGGCCUGUCGGACCUGCAGUGUCCCACGGGUUCAGGGGCCGAGCUGUGUGUGGUUCUGAAUGAUGAGAAGGUGGACGGAGUUUGGCUUAAGGAUGGGAAAGAGGUAAGGAGGCUGAGCGGGGUGCAGGUGGUGAAGCAGGGCGCCGUGCACAAGCUGCUCUUCGGCGGCGUGGGCGGCGGGCACGAGGGCAGGUACACCUUCAGGGCCAACGGGGCCGAGAGCGAGGCCACGCUGACCAUCGCAGAUCCUCCGGUCAUCGACCCCACCAUGCUGGAGGUGCUGUCCAGCCAGCCGGUGACGGUGAAGGCCGGGCAGACGGCCACCAUCAAGAUCCCCUUCCGGGGCAGGCCGGCGCCGCGCGUCAGCUGGUACAAGGACGGCAUGGAGGUGACGGAGGACGCGCGCACGACGGUGGAGCGCGGCGCCGACCAGAGCACCCUUACGCUGUGCCACUGCGUCAGAGAGGACAGCGGCGCCGUCAUGCUCAAGCUCAAGAGCGACUGUGGCACGGCCAUCGCCAACCUGCACCUCAACGUGGUGGACCACCCAAAGCCUCCUCAGAAGCUGGACGUCCUGGAGAACUCGGCCAAGUGCGUCACCCUGAAGUGGAAGGCCCCGCGAGACAACGGGGGCACGCCGGUCACGGGCUUCGUGAUCGAGAGGCGCCCGGCGGGCAAGAACUCCUGGACCAAGGUGGGCGAGGUGGACAGUGGCACCACCAGCUUCUGCAACGACAAGGUGGAGGAGGGCAAGGCUUACCAGUACCGCAUCCGGGCGCUCAACUCUCAGGGCAUGAGCGAGCCCCUGCUCACUGAUGAGGUGUUUGCUGGGUCGCCAAUCGAGCCCCCAGGCAUGGCCUCUCAGCCUCAGGUUGCAGAUGUGACCAAGGAGGCCGUCACGGUGACCUGGGCCCCGCCCAGUCAGGAUGGAGGAGCAGCGGUCCUGGGCUACAUGCUGGAGAGGAGGAAGAAGGGAGGCAGCAUGUGGAUCCCCGUCAACAAGGAGCUGAUCCAGGACACCAAGUGCACGGCAGAUGGUCUGACAGAGGGGACGGAGUACGAGUUCAGAGUGACCGCGGUCAACAGAGCAGGAACUGGGACUCCCAGCAUCGCCACCAACCCAGUGCUGGCCAAGGACCCCAUCCGCGCCCCUGGUCUGAUGUCGGGCCUGAAAACGACCGACUCCUCCUCCUCCUCCAUCUCUCUGGCCUGGUCUCCGCCCGAGCAGGGCGACGCCCCCUCAGGCUACAUCCUGGAGCUGCGCUCGGACGACGCCAAGGAGUGGACCAAGUGCACCAAGAUCCCCGUCGUGGGCACCAGCUACUGCGUGGGCGGCCUGCAGGAGCGCAUGAAGUACUUCUUCCGCAUCCGCGCCGUCAACGAGGGCGGCGUCGGGGAGCCCACGGAGCUCGAGCAGGGAGUCCUCGCUCUGCCCCCACCAGCUCCUCCCAGGUUUGAUCUGCAGGGGAAGGUGAAGCACCGUAUUGAGUUGAGGGCAGGAGCUACUCUCUGUAUCCCCGUCUCCUUCACAGGGUCACCCCCUCCUGAGGUCACCUGGCUGAAGGAUGGCGUGCCCACCAGUGGCCGAGAGGUCAUCACCAAGGGCAACAAGCACUCGCAGUUCCUCGUCGCCUCGUCUCGCCGCUCCGACUCGGGCGUCUACCGCGUCAACCUGCGCAACGAGCACGGAGAGGUCAACUACGACAUCAACGUCCAGGUCAAAGACUUCCCGCGGCCUCCGCGGAACCUGCACCUGCUGGAGGAGGUUCCGAGCACGGUCACCCUCCUGUGGGAGCACACGCCGGACCUGGCCGAGGACCCCGACGCCCACUACGUCAUCCAGAAGCGCGACACCAGCACGGCCACCUGGUUCACCGCCGCCGAGCGCGUCUUCAGCAACAAGUACACCGUCACCGGCCUGCUGCCCGGACGCAAGUACUACUUCCGGGUCGUCGCGCACAACAGCAUCGGAGACAGUGACCCGCUCGACUCCAAGGAGCCGUUCAGCAUUGCCAAAGAGAAAGAGCCCUUCAGCCUGCACAGCAAGCCGUACGUGGCCGUGGAGCGCGCCGCCAAGCCCGCCUUCGUCCUGCCGCUCCGAGACCACGCGGCCCGGCGCGGGCACGACUGCACCAUGAGCUGCGCCUUCACGGGCCGCCCGGCGCCCGCCGCCGCCUGGUACCGCGGCGACGUCAAGGUGUCGGACGGGCCGCGCCUGUGGCAGAACACGCGGGACGGCGUGUGCACGCUCACCAUCCCCGCCUGCACGGCCAAGGACGGCGGAGAGUACACGCUGCGGCUGGAGAACCCGCUGGGAGAGGCCAAGUGCAAGUGCAACCUGCUCAUCUUUGAUAAGGAUGACAAGAGUCUGCUGGAGAGUCUGACAGAAAGUUCUGGAAAAGCAAAGCACAUCAUGUAAGGAUAUUCAUAAGAAAAUCCUCCUUCAUAAGUUAUCCUUCAUAAUCACUCAUGUUUGUUUGUGGUUUCUGAUUCGUAAAAUCAUCUGAUUUUGUUGUAAACCAUGAAAUAAAAUUCUGAAAGGAAAUGUAUGUGGAACAGAAGAACC
Molecule: messenger RNA, 4263 nt
Organism: Sardina pilchardus (European sardine)
Lineage: Eukaryota; Metazoa; Chordata; Actinopteri; Clupeiformes; Clupeidae
Product: immunoglobulin superfamily member 22-like
Exons: 22
Coding region: 1-4116 (1371 amino acids)
Molecular function (GO): protein binding
Source: RefSeq, a predicted model, not a curated record